Molecule: messenger RNA, 4188 nt
Organism: Misgurnus anguillicaudatus (oriental weatherfish)
Lineage: Eukaryota; Metazoa; Chordata; Actinopteri; Cypriniformes; Cobitidae
Gene: rxrab
Product: retinoid x receptor, alpha b
Biological process (GO): regulation of DNA-templated transcription
Cellular component (GO): nucleus
Molecular function (GO): zinc ion binding; sequence-specific DNA binding; nuclear steroid receptor activity
Source: RefSeq, a predicted model, not a curated record
AGAAAGCGCACUCGCGGAGUUGGAAACUGGAUGGAGCCGAUUGAAGUACACACUUUAGUUCUAUUAAGUGGAUUUUGACAGCGGAUCCCGGGUUUUUGCCUGAAGACUACGGCGUUUCCUACUGGAUCUUAUAACGUGACCACUGGGAGCAAACCUAUUAUCGACAAGAAACACAGCUGGCAUGCGCUAAUAUGGAAACCAAACCAUUCUUGUCUCUAGGACUCCUGAAAAACGCAUGUUCAGGAGUGCCGCAGUGUUUGCGGAGCCGGCUGGGCGAUGCUGGCAGUUCGCCCGAUGGCUGCUCUGGCUUAAUGGGUUCGUACCCACUACAACAGCACAGGAUAUGCACAGACUCCUCUGGUCAACUCUCAUCGUCGCCUCUCAGCUCAUCUACGGGACAUCGGGGCAUCGGCAGUCACCAUCUUCACCCAGGGCUGCUCAGCCCCUCUGCCGUGAGCUCCAGCCCGGGUCAGCUACACUCACCCAUCAGCACCCUUAGUUCACCUAUCAACGGCCUGUCGUCGCCCUUUCCCAUCAUCAGCUCACCGAUGGGUCACCCUUCCAUGAGCAGUGGCCCGUCCUCCACCAGCAUGGCCUUCAGACCGAGCCUUAGUCCUCAGCUCAGCUCGCCCAUGAAUGCUGUCAGUUGUUCGGAGGACAUUAAACCGCCUUUGGGUCUGAACGGGGUGAUGAAGGUCCUAGCACCGCCCACAGACACGUCCCUCUCCCUUACCAAACACAUCUGUGCCAUCUGUGGCGACCGCUCUUCAGGUAAACACUAUGGUGUGUACAGCUGUGAAGGCUGUAAAGGGUUCUUCAAGAGAACAGUGAGGAAGGAUUUGACAUACACAUGUCGGGACAACAAGGACUGCGUGAUUGACAAGCGUCAACGCAACCGCUGUCAGUACUGCCGCUAUCAGAAGUGCUUAGCCACAGGGAUGAAGAGGGAAGCCGUUCAGGAGGAGCGGCAGCGGGGAAAGGAGCGGAGCGAGGGCGAGUUCGGCAGCUGCGCCAAUGAGGACAUGCCCGUGGAGAAGAUUCUGGAAGCCGAACUGGCAGUGGAACCAAAGACUGAGACGUACGUGGAGGCCAACCUGAGCGUGCCUGCCAACUCCCCUAACGAUCCUGUAACUAACAUCUGUCAGGCAGCUGACAAGCAGCUCUUUACCUUAGUGGAGUGGGCCAAGCGGAUACCUCACUUUUCUGACCUCCCAUUGGACGAUCAAGUCAUCCUUUUGCGAGCAGGAUGGAACGAACUCCUGAUAGCCUCUUUUUCUCAUCGUUCCAUAGCUGUGAAAGAUGGGAUAUUAUUAGCUACAGGCCUACACGUCCAUAGAAACAGCGCGCACACUGCCGGCGUCGGAGCUAUCUUCGACAGAGUGCUGACAGAGCUUGUGUCAAAGAUGAGAGACAUGCAGAUGGACAAGACUGAACUUGGAUGCCUGCGGGCCAUUGUUCUGUUUAACCCAGAUUCAAAAGGACUGUCCAAUCCAGCAGAGGUGGAGUCACUACGGGAGAGAGUCUACGCUUCUUUAGAAUCCUACUGUAAACAAAAAUACCCCGAUCAACCUGGCAGAUUUGCAAAGCUGUUACUGCGUCUGCCUGCUCUUCGAUCCAUCGGCUUGAAGUGUCUGGAACAUCUCUUCUUCUUCAAGUUAAUCGGAGACACGCCCAUCGACACUUUUCUAAUGGAAAUGCUGGAAGCGCCACACCAAAUGACAUAAGGGAAUGACUGUAUUCUUCUGACUGCUUUCCCACAAGUCCUCUCUACAGCAUCGGCAGAGGGUGUAGUUUUAUGUACAGAAUACUAGAAGAGGCCAGCACAGCGCACAUCUCAAUGUGGACUGCUUUGUCCAGACUGAUAGACAUCAUCUCACAGUACACAGUCUAUGAGAGGAUUGAACUGAUUGGUUGUAGAUCAAAAGCAUUGCACAAUCAACUAAAUCCCAUGCAACCUUACGGAAUACCGUAUGGAUCACAUGAGUUUGCAUGUAUGUUUGGGAAGCCUCCGAUUUUUUGUCGUUGAACAUAACAUUGCUUUUAUGCCUUACAGAGGUCUACCUCUGAUUUCCAUCGAGUUCGUACCAUUCACGGCCUCAUCUCCGAACUCGCAAUCAUUUUGCUGUGAAUUUUCUGUUUUCAUAAGAGGAUAUGAAAUUCCUUAAUACCUCAGAUGCACUUCUUCAAGCAGCUGUCCUUAAAAAUGACAUCACUGUCCAGGUGUGCUGGAAUGCCUCGCUUCGGAUUGUAACAUUGAGUUCAGUGUUAACAGCGUGUCCGGAGCCCGUCGAUACGAGACGUCCUGGCCCUGAGUAACUCCCAGGCACUUACAGAAAGUUUUUCAAGUGGUGUUGACACGUCAGAUUGAUGGACGUCCGUCUUUAUGGGGAAGAAACUGCACGCUGUUUGGCUAGUCUUUUUCUUUUAGGAAGACGAGUGAAUAAGAGAGAAUAAAAAGCAGGUGUGCUCCUGGAUAACUUCGUUGUUGAAUUGUGUAUUGAGGACUUUUAGUUUCAUGAUGUAUUGCCUCUAUACUUCAGCAUAUGUAUUUUUUCCAAAGAUUUUCAAUAUUGUUUAUCAUCUGAUAAUUCUAAGCUAUUGGGUGUUUGUGAUUUGAAAAUAUGCAAGGAGUUAAAGGUAUCCAGAUGAAAGUCUGGCCUCAGGGAAUCGCAGGGUUUGGGAAGUGCUUUGACUGCCCCCUAUUGAAAUAGUCGUAACAUUGCAGCUGUACUAAUUUUCUGUGAAUUUGAAACAUGACAUUGGAGCUGGGUGUUUCUUAUCAAACAUUUUGCAAAUAACCCUUCUCCCUCAGGUUGAUACAAAUGCAGAACCGUGUAUUUUUAUUGUAUUUUGGUUUCAUUGUGUCAUCAAAAGCAGUACAAGGUAAUGCAGAUUUCAUGCUAUUGGUUUUGAUACAUCAAACCUCAGUUUAAGAUCUAAACCAGUGUUUUUAUAAUGGAAGGAGAUGAACAUAUGACUAGUAUUGGAUUUUUUUAAGGAAUUCUCUGGACAUAGUGCAGAGGACCUACUGAUUCAGAUAACACAUGCUGGCAAAAAUAAUUAAUUUAUAAAUAAUUGUUAUACACUCUUAAAGGGACAGUUCACCUAAAAAUGGUCAUCAUUUUCUCACCCUCAAUUUGUAACAAACCUCUAUACAUUUCUUUGUUCUACUGAACACAAAAGAUAUUUUAAGCAAUGUUUGUAACCAACCCGUUUUUGAGCACCAUUGACUUCCAUAGUAUUUUUCUUUCCUACUAUGGAAGUCAAUGGUGCUCCUGCUUGAUUACAAAUAUCUUCCUUUGUGUUCAGCAAAACAAAGACAUUUAUACAGGUUUGUAGCAAUUUGAGGGUAAAUGAUGAAAGGUUUUUUUUAUUUUGGGGGGAACUAUGUCUUUAAAGAUAAAGGUGCUACACUGUAAAAAAUCUGUAGAAAUUACAAUAUUACAAGCAGUUCUACACUGUAAAAAAAAUCCGUAGAAAUGACAAUGUUAUUGCAGCUGGGUUGCCGGUAAUUUACCGUAGAUUUAAAUUUAUGUUAUUUACUGGCAAGAGUUUGUUCAAAGUUAUAUACAUUUUAAAUAUUAACAAGUCUUUAUCUUUACAGAAUAAAACUAUAUAAUAACAGCCUCAUGCAAAGCAUUCUGGGAACCAGAAAUCAUCAUCAUCAACCUUUUUCUGUUUUUUGCUUCAGAUUUUGUUUCCCAGAACGUUUUGUUUGAUGCUGUUUUUUUAAGUUUUACUCUGUUAAGACAUAGAAUUUUAAAUUGAUGUUAUUUACUGGCAACAUUUUGUUCAAAGUUGAAUGAACAUUUAACAUUUACAUCUACGGUAAGUUACCGGCAACCCAGCUGCAAUUUCUACGGAUUUUUUUACAGUGUAUGCGAGUAAAAUGUAUGUUAUUUACUGGCAACAGUUUGUUUAAAGUUAAAUGAACAUGAAACAUUAACAAGUCUUUAUCUUUACAGAAUAAAACUAAAAUUACAGCAUCAAUGCAAAGCAUUCUGGGAACCAAAAUCUAUAGGAAAAAACUGUUGUUUUAUAGUUUUAAAACAUAAAUUUAAAGUGACACUCCAAUUUUAUUGAAAAUAUGCUCAUUUUCCAGCUCCUCUAGAGUUAAACAUUUGAUUUUUACCGUUUUGGAAUCCAUUCAGCUGAUGUCCGGGUCUGGCGCUAGCACUUUUAGCAUAG